Messenger RNA from Cavia porcellus (domestic guinea pig), 11416 nucleotides. RefSeq names its product neuron navigator 2 (gene Nav2). The record is from RefSeq and is a predicted model, not a curated record. Gene Ontology annotation, molecular function: protein binding; ATP hydrolysis activity. The coding region runs from base 807 to 8168 and encodes 2453 amino acids. The transcript is spliced from 39 exons. Gene Ontology annotation, biological process: neurogenesis; nervous system development. Lineage: Eukaryota; Metazoa; Chordata; Mammalia; Rodentia; Caviidae.
CGCAGCCACCGCGCCGGCCGCAGCCCGUUCUCUCCCGCGCCGAGCCCCGCAGCCUUCGCCGCCUCCCCGGGAAGCAGCGCGGCGGCCGCUCGCGAGCGCACCCCUGCCCAGCCUGCUGUCCAGCCCACGGCCACGGCCUCGCUGCACUAGAGCGCACGGAGCAUGUGCAGAUCCACAGGCGCUGCGGUGCUAACAGGCGCUCUCCGGCAGCGGUGACUGACUGUCACGCCGAGAGAGACCUCUCGGGGGCUCUUACCGCGCCUCUGCUGCGUAGCAGGUGACACUGCGGUGCUUGCGACCCUGGUGACCGCCGCCUCUCGGUGGAGACGUCUCGGCCCCGUGCGCCUUCCCUCCCUGUCUCUCCUCGCUGGCUCUUGGCCUCGCCUGCUCACCCCCGCGACCGCUGGAGCGCAACGCGUGCGUCCCUUUGCCUUUGCCUGUUCCAAGACCGCCUCCCCACUUCGAAGAUGCAGUGACUAGUUACAGUACUAUGGGCGUCCGAACCUCGGCUCCCCAGGUGGAAAAUUACCAGAGGCAGCGCUCCCUGAACGCCCAGAGCUCCUGAGCAAGCCAGCUGUAGCGUCCGUCCAGGUGGGACCCGUCGAGCGCAAAACCGGGUCCCCUGCGCACCCCCGCACGCCAGAUCGCUCGACUUCCCCACCCCGGGGUUCUCUUUUUUCUCCCCUGGUGGUGGGCGCCUCGUGGGCCGAGGCCCGGCGCCUGCUCCAUUGCCCGCGCUGCCUUUAGCGGUUGCCCCCGCCGCCGCUGCCAGGGACGUGCUGGGAAAGCCGAAGCCCCGGGAGAAGAUGCCGGCCAUCCUGGUAGCCUCCAAGAUGAAGUCGGGACUGCCCAAACCGGUGCACAGUGCCGCGCCCAUCCUUCACGUGCCCCCGGCCCGGGCUGGCCCCCAACCCUGCUACCUUAAGUUGGGGAGUAAGGUGGAGGUGAGCAAGACCACCUACCCGAGCCAGAUUCCCCUGAAAUCGCAGGGGCUGCAGGAGCCGGCAGGGGAGGUGCUUCCGCUACGGAAGAGCGGCUCGGUCGAAAACGGGUUCGAUACCCAGAUCUACACGGACUGGGCCAAUCAUUAUCUGGCCAAAUCUGGCCACAAACGUCUCAUCAAGGAUCUCCAGCAAGAUGUGACCGAUGGUGUCCUCCUGGCUCAGAUCAUCCAGGUCGUGGCAAAUGAAAAGAUUGAAGACAUCAAUGGCUGCCCGAAGAACAGAUCGCAAAUGAUUGAAAACAUAGAUGCCUGCUUGAAUUUCCUGGCAGCUAAGGGGAUAAACAUCCAGGGGCUAUCUGCAGAAGAAAUCAGGAAUGGAAACCUCAAGGCCAUCCUAGGCCUCUUCUUCAGCCUCUCCCGAUACAAGCAGCAGCAGCAGCAGCAGCCCCAGAAGCAGCAUCUCUCUUCCCCUGUGCCACCUGCCGGGUGUCCUGCGGCCGGGGUCCCCUCCCAGUGCCAGGCUGGCACCACUCAGCAACAGGUGCCAGCUGCUCCCCAAGCCCUGUGCCAGCCUCACCAGCCAGCACCACACCAGCCAUCAAAAUCACAAGCUGAAAUGCAGUCCAGUGCAGCACCCAAGGACUCAUCUCAAAGCAAAAUCAUCCGCUUCACUCUGGGUCAGAGAAAGAUCUCUAGACUUCCGGGUCCUACAGCCAGGGUAUCUGCUGCAGGCAGUGAAGCCAAAACUCGAGGAGGGUCAGCCACAGCUAACAACCGGCGCAGCCAGAGUUUUAACAACUAUGAUAAGUCCAAGCCAGUCACCUCACCGCCCCCACCUGCAGCACCGAAUAGCCACGAAAAAGAAUCACUGACAAGCUCAGCCUCCUCCCACCCCGGCAUGAGCGAAAAUGUACCUCCCUCCUUGGACAUCACCAGCACCCCUGCACCCACUAACUGCGCUGCGUCCUCCGCCAUCCCCCAGCCCGCCACAGCCGCCUCCAAGCCCUGGCGCAGCAAGUCACUCAGUGUCAAACACAGCGCCACCUCUGCUAUGCUCUCCGUCAAGCCUCCAGGGCCCGAGGCCCCCAGACCCACGGCCGAAGCCAUGAAGCCAGCUCCCAACAAUCAGAAGUCCAUGCUGGAAAAGCUAAAACUAUUCAACAGCAAAGGAGGCUCCAAGGCAGGAGAGGGCCCUGGGUCCCGAGAUGCGAGCUGUGAGCGACUUGAGAUCCUGCCCAGCUUCGAGGAGAACGAGGAGCUGGAAACCGCGGGCCGCACACUGGCCACCACAGGCCCUGCGUCCAGCAGCCCCAAGAUUGCACUCAAGGGCAUCGCCCAACGGACUUUCAGCCGGGCUCUAACCAACAAGAAGAGUUCCCCUAAAGGCAAUGAGAAAGAGAAGGAAAAACAGCAGCGUGAGAAAGAGAAGGAGAAAGGCAAGGACCUCACCAAGAGAGCUUCGGUGACUGAGAGACCGGACCUCAAGGAGGAGCCCAAGGAAGAACCCAGUGGCACAGCUGUGACUGAGAUGCCAAAAAAGUCCUCCAAGAUCGCCAGCUUCAUCCCCAAAGGAGGGAAGCUGAGCAGCACCAAAAAGGAGCCCACUGCCUCUCCUCACAGUGGGAUACCGAAACCGGGGAUGAAGGGUAUGCCUGGGAAGUCCCCAAGUGCCCCUGCACCUCCCAAGGACGGGGAGCGGAGCCGGAAUGGGAAGCCGAGCUCGGGGUUCCCAUCCCAGAAGCCCCAGCUCGAUGGCCGCCACUCCAGUUCCUCCUCCAGCCUGGCAUCCUCCGAGGGAAAAGCCUCGGCUGGGACCACUCUGAAUCAUAGCAUUAGCAGCCAGACCGUGAGUGGGUCUGUCGGGAGCACCCAGACCAUAGGAAGCAAUACUGUCAGUGUUCAGCUACCUCAGCCUCAGCAGCAAUACAGCCAUCCCAACACUGCCACGGUUGCACCCUUCCUGUACAGGUCCCAGACAGACACCGAGGGGAAUGUCACUGCCGAGUCCACCCCCACGGGUGUGAGCGUGGAGCCUGGCCACUACAACAAGAGUGGGCAGCCUGCCCUGGAGGAGCGCACAGGGGAAGAUCCUGAGGCUCGACGGCUGCGGACUGUGAAGAACAUCGCUGAUCUGCGGCAGAACUUGGAAGAGACCAUGUCCAGUUUACGGGGAACUCAGGUUACACACAGCACAUUGGAAACUACAUUUGAUACCAGCGUCACCACAGAGAUAAGUGGCCGCAGCAUCCUCAGCUUGACUGGAAGGCCCACUCCUCUGUCCUGGAGACUUGGUCAGUCCAGCCCUCGGCUCCAAGCGGGAGAUGCCCCCUCCAUGGGCAACGGGUACCCACCUCGAGCCAAUGCCAGCCGGUUCAUCAGCACCGAGGCAGGCCGCUAUGUGUACUCAGCGCCUCUCCGAAGGCAGCUGGCCUCGAGGGGCAGCAGCAUCUGCCACGUGGAUGUCUCGGACAAGGCAGGUGACGAGGUGGACCUGGAAACCAUCAGCAUGGACGCUCCAGGCUACAUGAGCGAUGGCGACGUUCUGAGCAAAAACAUCCGGACUGAUGACAUCACAAGCGGGUACAUGACCGACGGGGGACUCGGCCUCUACACGCGUCGCCUGAACCGGCUCCCAGACGGGAUGGCUGUGGUGCGUGAGACCCUGCAGCGAAACACCUCCCUGGGCCUGGGCGACGCCGACAGCUGGGACGACAGCAGCUCCGUCAGCAGUGGCAUCAGUGAUACCAUCGACAACCUCAGCACGGAUGACAUCAACACCAGCUCUUCCAUCAGCUCCUACGCCAACACACCUGCCUCUUCCCGCAAGAACUUGGACGUGCAGACGGAUGCUGAGAAACACUCGCAAGUGGAGAGGAAUUCCCUGUGGUCCGGCGAUGAUAUCAAGAAAUCUGACGGGGGGUCCGACAGCGGCAUAAAGAUGGAGCCGGGGGCCAAGUGGAGGCGGAAUCCCUCAGACGUGUCGGAUGAGUCGGACAAGAGCACAUCAGGCAAGAAGAAUCCUGUCAUCUCACAGACAGGCUCGUGGCGGCGGGGCAUGACAGCACAGGUGGGCAUCACCGUGCCUCGGACGAAGCCAUCGGCCCCAGCCAGUGCGCUGAAGACACCAGGAACUGGAAAAACAGAUGAUGCAAAAGUGUCAGAGAAGGGAAGGCUUUCACCCAAAGCCUCCCAAGUGAAGCGGUCCCCAUCUGACGCAGGCCGCAGCAGUGGUGACGAGUCCAAAAAGCCCCUCCCCACCAGCUCCAGGACGCCCACCGCCAUUGCCAACAGCUUUGGGUUCAAGAAGCAAAGUGGCUCAGUGGCUGGGCUGGCCAUGAUCACAGCCAGUGGAGCUACUGUCACCAGCAGAUCAGCCACUCUGGGCAAGAUCCCAAAGUCGUCGGCGCUCGUUGGUCGGUCUGGUGGGCGGAAGACGAGCAUGGAUGGAACCCAGAAUCAGGACGAUGGGUAUCUGUCUCUCAGCUCCCGGACAAACUUGCAGUACCGGAGUUUGCCAAGGCCCAGUAAAUCCAACAGCCGGAAUGGUGCUGGGAACAGGUCUAGCACCAGCAGCAUUGAUUCCAACAUCAGCAGCAAGUCCGCAGGCCUGCCCAUACCCAAGCUGAGGGAGCCUUCGAAAACAGCCCUGGGCAGCUCGCUGCCAGGCCUGGUCAACCAGACAGAUAAGGAGAAAGGCAUCUCGUCGGACAAUGAGAGCGUAGCUUCCUGUAACUCAGUGAAAGUGAACCCAGCUGCCCAACCUGUGCUGAGCUCGGCCCAAGCCACCCUCCAGCCUGGGGCCAAGUACCCAGAUGUGGCCUCCCCCACACUCCGCAGACUCUUUGGUGGGAAGCCUACCAAGCAAGUGCCCAUCGCCACUGCUGAAAACAUGAAAAAUUCAGUGGUCAUCUCUAAUCCUCAUGCCACCAUGACCCAGCAAGGUAACUUAGAAUCCCCAUCAGGCAGUGGCAUCCUGAGCAGUGGGAGCAGCAGCCCUCUCUACAGUAAAAACGUGGACCUCAACCAGUCUCCUCUAGCCUCCAGCCCCAGCUCAGCUCACUCGGGCCCCUCCAACAGCCUUACCUGGGGCACCACAGCCAGCAGCUCCUCGGCGGUCAGCAAGGACGGGCUGGGCUUCCAGUCGGUCAGCAGCCUGCACACCAGCUGCGAGUCCAUUGACAUCUCCCUGGGGAGUGGAGGCGGGCUGAGCCACAAUUCCUCCACCGGCCUCCUCACCUCCUCCAAGGAUGACUCCCUGACGCCCUUUGUGCGAACCAACAGUGUGAAGACCACACUGUCGGAAAGCCCUCUCUCUUCCCCUGCUGCUAGCCCUAAGUUCUGCAGAAGUACUCUGCCCAGGAAGCAGGACAGUGACUCGCACCUUGAUAGGAACACUUUGCCUAAGAAAGGAGUCAGGUACACCCCCACCUCCCAGCUGCGCACGCAGGAAGAUGCGAAAGAAUGGUUGAGGUCCCACUCUGCUGGAGGCCUCCAGGACACCGCUGCCAAUUCCCCCUUUUCCUCUGGCUCCAGUGUGACUUCUCCGUCUGGAACAAGAUUCAACUUUUCCCAGCUGGCGAGUCCCACCACUGUCACCCAGAUGAGCUUGUCCAACCCAACCAUGCUGCGGACCCACAGCCUGUCCAACGCGGAUGGUCAGUACGAUCCGUACACCGACAGCCGCUUCCGGAACAGCUCCAUGUCACUGGACGAGAAGAGCAGAACCAUGAGCCGUUCAGGCUCCUUCCGGGAUGGGUUUGAAGAAGUUCACGGAUCGUCGCUCUCCUUGGUCUCCAGCACAUCAUCCAUUUAUUCUACACCAGAAGAAAAGUGCCAGUCGGAGAUCCGCAAAUUGAGACGGGAGCUAGAUGCUUCGCAGGAGAAGGUCUCAGCGCUGACCACCCAGCUCACAGCAAAUGCCCACCUCGUGGCAGCCUUCGAGCAGAGUCUGGGAAACAUGACCAUCAGGCUCCAGAGCCUCACUAUGACAGCCGAGCAGAAGGACUCAGAACUGAAUGAAUUGAGAAAAACCAUCGAGCUGCUAAAGAAACAGAACGCAGCUGCCCAGGCUGCCAUUAACGGAGUAAUUAACACUCCCGAGCUCAACUGCAAAGGAAACGGCACCUCACAGGCUGCAGACCUCCGCAUCCGCAGGCAGCACUCUUCCGACAGCGUCUCCAGCAUCAACAGCGCCACCAGCCACUCUAGCGUGGGCAGCAACAUCGAAAGUGACUCGAAGAAAAAGAAGAGGAAGAACUGGUUGCGCAGCUCCUUCAAGCAAGCUUUUGGGAAAAAGAAGUCCCCUAAGUCGGCAUCCUCUCAUUCGGACAUCGAGGAGAUGACGGAUUCCUCUUUGCCUUCCUCACCAAAGUUACCACACAACGGGUCCACAGGAUCAACUCCUCUGCUGAGGAAUUCUCACUCCAACUCUCUAAUCUCAGAGUGCAUGGAUAGUGAAGCUGAGACGGUCAUGCAGCUCCGAAAUGAGCUGAGAGACAAGGAGAUGAAGCUGACAGACAUCCGCCUGGAAGCCCUCAGCUCUGCCCACCAGCUGGACCAGCUCCGGGAGGCCAUGAAUAGGAUGCAGAGUGAAAUAGAGAAGCUGAAAGCUGAGAACGACCGGCUGAAGUCAGAGUCUCAGGGCAGCGGCUGCAGCCGGGCACCCUCCCAGGUGUCCAUCUCCACGUCACCCCGGCAGUCGCCGGGCCUCUCCCAGCACAGCCUGAACCUCACCGAGUCCACCAGCCUGGACAUGUUGCUGGAUGACACUGGUGAAUGCUCGGCUCGGAAGGAAGGAGGCAGGCAUGUUAAGAUAGUUGUCAGCUUUCAGGAGGAAAUGAAGUGGAAGGAGGACUCCAGACCUCACGUCUUUCUUAUUGGCUGCAUUGGCGUUAGUGGCAAGACCAAGUGGGAUGUGCUCGAUGGGGUGGUUAGACGGCUGUUCAAAGAGUACAUCAUUCAUGUGGACCCGGUAAGCCAGCUAGGCCUCAAUUCGGACAGCGUUCUGGGCUACAGCAUCGGGGAAAUCAAGCGAAGCAAUGCUUCGGAGACCCCCGAGCUCCUACCCUGCGGCUACCUGGUGGGCGAGAACACUACUAUCUCCGUGACCGUCAAAGGGCUCGCAGAGAACAGCCUGGACGCGCUGGUGUUCGAGUCCUUGAUCCCCAAGCCCAUCCUGCAGCGCUAUGUGUCGCUGCUGGUGGAGCACCGGCGGAUCAUCCUAUCUGGCCCCAGUGGCACCGGCAAAACCUACCUGGCCAACCGGCUGUCAGAGUAUGUGGUGCUUCGAGAGGGCCGGGAGUUGACAGAUGGGAUCAUCGCCACCUUCAAUGUGGACCACAAAUCCAGCAAGGAACUGCGCCAGUAUCUGUCCAACCUUGCCGACCAGUGCAACAGCGAGAACGACUCGGUAGACAUGCCCCUUGUCAUCAUCCUGGACAACCUGCAUCAUGUCAGCUCCCUGGGCGAGAUCUUCAACGGGCUGCUCAACUGCAAGUACCACAAAUGCCCUUACAUCAUUGGCACAAUGAACCAGGCUACCUCUUCUACCCCCAACCUGCAGCUUCAUCAUAACUUCAGGUGGGUGCUCUGUGCCAACCACACGGAGCCUGUGAAGGGUUUCCUGGGCCGGUUCCUGAGGAGGAAGCUGAUGGAGACGGAGAUCAGCGGGCGGGUGCGCAACGCAGAGCUGGUCAAGAUUAUCGACUGGAUUCCCAAGGUCUGGCAUCACCUCAACCGCUUCCUGGAGGCUCACAGCUCCUCUGACGUCACCAUUGGCCCCCGGCUCUUCCUAUCAUGCCCCAUCGAUGUGGAUGGCUCACGAGUGUGGUUCACCGACUUGUGGAACUACUCCAUCAUCCCCUAUCUCCUGGAAGCUGUCAGAGAAGGACUCCAGCUGUAUGGACGGCGUGCACCCUGGGAGGAUCCUGCCAAGUGGGUGAUGGACACCUACCCCUGGGCAGCCAGCCCCCAGCAGCAUGAGUGGCCCCCACUGCUGCAGCUGCGGCCUGAGGACGUUGGCUUCGAUGGCUAUGCCCUGCCACGAGAGGGGUCCACCAGCAAACAGGUGCCCCCCAGCGACGCUGAAGGAGACCCGCUGAUGAACAUGCUGAUGCGGCUACAGGAAGCAGCCAACUACUCCAGCCCCCAAAGCUACGACAGUGACUCCAAUAGCAACAGCCACCACGACGACAUCCUGGACUCGUCCCUAGAGUCCACUCUGUGACAGAGGCCUGGCUGUGGGCCCGCCCACCACUCCCCUCCUCACCCCGUUCCAUCGCGUCCUCCGCAUCGUCCCUGAGAUGACUUCCUGAGCCAGCCCUGGCUGCAGGCAGCCUGCGAGCCACAGAAGCACCAAGUCCCCUGCUCCUCCUCCAGCCACUGGGACUGCUUCCUGCCAUGGCCAGAACUGCACUACCAUCUGUCGGACUUUAAUCCUCGUUUUGCCUUGUUGCUGUGACCUCCCUAAAGACACUGAAGAUACCUCUCUCGGGAAAGAAUCAUCACCAUUGAAAUAAGAUGAAAAUCACUGACAGAGAACCAACCCACUGGAAGCUCUGAAACCAAACAGCGUCCUGUCAGGAGCUGCCCAGGGACAGAAGAGCCAGGAACAGAGCUGGUGUCACCCACAGACAGCUGCCCUGCAGCACAGAGCCUCCCGCAGCUGCAGCUGCCCCCAACCUCCCCUCAGCCCGUCCCAGAACUGGUGCUAGCGGGACACUGGCUCUGGUCACCCUCCACGCGCUGCAGAGCGCCGGCCGGGAAACCCGAGACAAAAACACAUUCUGCUCUUCUGUUUCUUAAAUGGUGCUGUCCUUCCCCGGGAGGUAUUUUGCCUGUUCUAGUUCAGUCCCUCACUUCGGGCCCCCAGCCCCUGAGGAUCCAUGAGUGUGCAUGACCGUGUAAGAGUGUGAGCGAGGGUGUGGCUGUCCAUGCAGAGCGGCUCGUGUGUGUCUCCUGUAUCGUGUCUCCACGAAUCAGGUUGGUUUUUAUUUUAUUCCUCUGCAAACACUGUGUCAAUCGAGCAGCGUUCUGCUGCAGAGAACAGAUGACCUGGGUGAGAUGAGAUUGAGUGUCUCCCUUCCUGACUCCUUUGAUUUUUGAAGAUGUUUCCCCUUCCACUCUUUGGGUGAGAAUUGAUCCUCUGGUGAACGUGAAGAGCCGCAGGAGUCGAGCUUGGGUUUGGUUGGUCCUGCUCCAUUUGGGCUCUGAGUUGUCCCUCUCCAGCGCUCUGCACACUCACCUCCUACUGCUGAGUCCAGGCAGCUUGUGUCCUUUCAGAUGUACGGGGACCCGUCCUCCUCUGGUGGGUGAGCCCUGGACCUGGCCUUUCCGUCUCAUCUUGAGGCACCCCAGCCCCAGCUUCAGGGUGGGUGGUGAGGACACCUCCUUGCAGAAGACUUGCACUUUCCUCACGACCAGCAUCGCGCUGCAGCUCAGCAGGGGAGAGGUGGCCACCCUCCCGGCAGCCCAGCCCUGCCCUGCCCUCCUCCGUCCGGCCGAGCCUCGCCUGACCUCUUCGGUGCUGCCCUUCCCAAAGCGAUGCCUUACUGGGUUUGUACUGACUCUGUUCCUUCACAUGAGUGUGGUGCCUACCUGAUGUUUUUGUUUUGUUUUCCCCCAUCCAAACAAACAGGGCUAAAAAGUCAUCUAUACAUUAGGAGAACUCCUCAAAUCGCUGUGACUUUUCUCAUCCGAGACUCAUUUGUGUGGAUGCAUGACCAUGGGAAAAAGAAAAAGGAAAGAAAAAAACGUCCAUGUUUUUAGGUUCUUGUCAUCUCCAGCUGACAACCUGACAGGACAAUGACCUCUGUCACCUGUCCCGUGCGCAGGAGGACCCUGCUGAUUCUUUCGGCUGGGUCUUCAGCUCACUGGGAUUCUCUUCACUGAGCGUGGCACAUCUUGGAGUUGUUUCUGCUUUACAAAGAGAAUCUUUAUUGAGCCCCAGAGAGGGUGUUUUUGUUAAUGAUCAGGGUUUUCUUCUUUUUUUUUUUUUCUUUGCAUUUCUAUUUCUGAAGGUUUGUGUCUUGACAUUUUCUUCUUGUCUCAUCAUCAGAGCUUGACCGAAACUGCUCAGUAUCACGUGGAAUAACACCCCUGCCCUUUUUUCAAAGGAGCCACCGGGGACUGUAUUCCACUUACUGGUGACUAGAACACUUUGCACACUCUCCCUGCUUAACAUCUCGGUCAACUCAAACUCUGUUCUGCUCAGCCUUCAUGACUCAUCUGGGUGUGAGUGUGUCUUGUUCUGUUUUCGUUUUUAAUAAAUCAUAUGUGUAGCCUGUGACCAGGGGCCAAACCCUGAGCCUUCUGGUAAGCCCGAAGGGUGGUCCUUCUCAGACAGUGUCCCUCCCAGCGAUGACCUUACACCCUCAUACUGUGAAUUCAGGAGGAAAUGAAACUGACCUCCUCCUUGUGGGCAGUUUUCCCAUUGACCUUGCGAGUAGACACCUGCCAAUGUUUUAUUUGAAACUUUGGGGCUUUAUUUUCCUUAAUGAUACCCUUUCUUCUCUCUACCACCCCCUACCCCAGACUUCCCUCUCACUGGGUCCAGACUCAGAACCAUGACCUGUGUCCCUGGUGCUGCCUUGUGGACAACAGUGACCCCUAGUGUAGCCCCCGUAUGGUUUCAAAACUCCAUGUCCUUCCUAGAGUUUCGGGCAGCAGGGUUGUCUAAUAUGCCUAUUUCUUGUGUUGGUCAUGUUUUUACUUUAGUGUCAUCCUUGACGAAGUGACUUUGUACUCAUUUAGGGCUCUGUCUGAAAUGCUUCCAUUUUGCCUUUUUCUACUGUCGGGCUGAUUUUGAAGUGUAUAAAAUUCUAUGCAACAUGUAAGCUGAGUUACUAAUGGAAGCCAAAAGUUUCUUCCCAAACUGCCAAGAAUUUUACAGGCCAGCCAUAAAUGAGAUGGGGAUAACUUUUAAUUUAAGGGUGGGGAUGGGGGUGGGGGGCCAAGGAACAAGACUUGCCUAGACCUUUGUCAUAACCUUGGGGACAUUUUAUUUUCUAGUUUAAUGCCUCAAACUUCUAAAUUUGAUGUAUUCAAAUUUGGCUGUGGCAAAUCUACUUCAAAAGGAAAAAUAAUCCAACUUUGUGGAUAUGAAAUGCAAGGUUUGCUGUUUUGAUGUAGUUGUUUCCGGUGGAGCAGUUUAUGAAAUAUGUUCUAUAAGAUGUACAUUUUUUCAUUGUAACAUAGAAAUUGUAAAUAACUGAUUAAAGUGCUGCAUUUUGAUGAAUUUUUUCUAGCCAUUUUUAAAGAGAAAACUAGGAAUUGAGUAUUUUGUGUACGGUAUGUUUCCAUCCUCCUGCCCCUCCCGCCUUCUUCCUCCCUAUUUAAUUUUCAUUUGUCAUGAGGUUUUUGGAUUUGCCAAUGAUCUGCUGGAGAUCAUGCCCCACGUCAUAGAGAAUAAAGCUCAUGAUUGUACCAGUCUUAAAUUAUUCAUAAUUCAAUAAAAUUGAUGCUUAUUUAUUCAAA